Molecule: messenger RNA, 408 nt
Organism: Penicillium angulare
Lineage: Eukaryota; Fungi; Ascomycota; Eurotiomycetes; Eurotiales; Aspergillaceae
Exons: 2
Coding region: 1-408 (135 amino acids)
Source: RefSeq, a predicted model, not a curated record
AUGAAAACCGAGCGCAGAACAUCAAAAACAGAACCACUAUCUGAAAGUGAGAAACGUCAUUUCAGUUUAUACGAGAAGCAGCCUCUUGGGUAUUUGCUUGACAAGCGGUUCAAGGUAAUUUUAACCGAGCUCAACCGGCACAUUCUCUUGCUUACGGAUUUGAAGGACCGAACAUACUUUGAUUCCGGUGAUUUCGCUCUUUCAGCAGGCGAGCGUGCGAUCGAAACCGGUGCCAUUGAGUCAGGCUGCGAGCACCCAAAUCGUGAAAAAAUCUCGCACCCUAACGCACCAGUCCCUAGUAAUAGCAAUGUUGACUAUGGUGCCAACAGAGCUUUGGAUAGAAAGAGCCUAAGCCCUGAAAGGAAGAGUCUGCUCCAUUAUGAAACAGGCACGACGGAUUCAAAGUAG